Messenger RNA from Drosophila hydei, 1127 nucleotides. RefSeq names its product DNA polymerase subunit gamma-2, mitochondrial (gene DNApol-gamma35). NCBI's taxonomy places the organism in Eukaryota, Metazoa, Arthropoda, Insecta, Diptera, Drosophilidae. The transcript has a single exon. Gene Ontology annotation, cellular component: mitochondrion; cytoplasm. The record is from RefSeq and is a predicted model, not a curated record. The coding region runs from base 11 to 1108 and encodes 365 amino acids. Gene Ontology annotation, biological process: mitochondrial DNA replication.
AGUAAUUGCCAUGACUACUCGCCUAAUCCGCUGCCUUAAACAUCUAGAAGCCACUGGCUUCUUUAGCUGCUCGUCUGAUGCAACUACUCCAAAUAUAAAGCUCUUGAGCCAUGGCUCUGCCUAUGCCCAGCAGCUGCAGCAGCAUUGGCUCAAAAUGCGCCACUUGGCUGUUAAUUUAGACAGUCACUCCUCCACCGAAACACUUAGCCUGUCGCGUUUUGGAUUCGUGCAUUCCCAACUCUUCAGCCAGCACUUUCAGCAACUGCGGAAACUUCAUCCCAGCAAAGCCAAGUGUCCCACAUUGCUAAAGCAGCAGCACACCAGUGAAACAAAUAACAAUCACCACACAAUUUUCCAGCCUGCACAGCCCGUCACGCAUUUAAUCACCGAUUUCUUUGUGGAGCCGCAUCGUGGAUUAGAGCACUUUUACAAUGUGCAGCGCGAGAGCAAAAUCUGGUGGAUGCGCUACUCUUCGAACCCCAGUCGCUACGCCAUUGUGCCGCAACCCGACUUAGAGAAACCAGCUGACAGUCAGGCGAUAGAUAUACGCGCGUCCUUUGGCCAAGCAGGCUCUGUGACUGUGGAGCAGCUAAGCUUAGUGCACUUGCCAACUGAGAAUAAAGAUUUUCAGCUACCGGAUGCACGUAUUGGUAUUCCACACUCGCCUGCUGUGAUACGCUCGGUUAUUGAGCUGGAACCCGCAAGCUGUGCACUGCUGCUGGACGGCUGUGACCAUGGUCGAGAGACGCGUUCGCUGCUCCUCAACAGAGUGUUGGCACCCUAUCAAUGCGCCGUUGCGGGCAUACAAAAGACUGAGCACAGCUCUGAGGAUCUGCACGAUUUAUGCGCGCAUGUAUCAGAUGUGCUGCUUCGUGCGAGACUACGACUGCAGACUGAGGGAUAUGCGCUGAGUACGGAUAGCGCACAACUAACUAAACAACUGGAGACAUUUGAUCGUCUAGGCGUGCCCUACACCCUGCUUCUUGAUGACCAACAAACGCUGAGCAACGGAUUGCUGCAGUUGCGCAGUCGGGACACACAGCUGGCGGAGACAGUGCACAUUAGCGAUUUACCAGACUAUUUGUUAAACAUAUUUAGGGACUAUUAAAUACUAUAAUUAACAACAA